CCCGGUGUGUGUGGUGUGUGGUGUGGUCUCGAUUUUACCUGAAGAUCGGUCAGUAUGUGCUCGGCUGAGCUCUUUCCUUAGGGGAUAGGCUGGCUGGAUGACCAGCAGACGACCGUAGUGAUUAACACACAUUAUGUAUAUAUGUAUGUAUCGUAAAGUGAUGAAGAAAGAAGAGACGACAGGAAAAAAAAAAAGUUGAAAGAGGGAUGAAAAAAAAAGCGACAUUUCAAAACACUGCAGUUAUUAUAUUACCUAAGAGAAAAAGCAAAUAUGCGAAGAACUAUGUCUAGAAAUUUUUACACAACAGCGUACAGCUUGAUAACGACUGUGACUGCUGUGUGUGGCGUCUGCGGCGUCUGCAGCAAGUGUAUAGUGUGUGUUUGCACCGUGUCUGUCCGCCUGUCUCCGCGUGGGUGUUUGUGGUGCCGCUGUUGCACACUCCUCAUCCCGGCAGUGUGUACGUCUCAGGGAUGUCUUACUGUAAGCAGGAAGGGAAAGAUCGUGUGAUAUUUGUUACAGAAGAGGAUCAUAAUGGUCCUGCUGAGGUAUCAUUACCUGAAGAUGAUGAGGCACCAGCAGGCCUUAUUCUGCCUGAUGGUGAAAUCAACUGGGCCUGCCCAUGUCUUGGGGGGAUGGCAACAGGGCCCUGUGGAGUCGAGUUUCGAGAAGCAUUCUCUUGUUUUCAUUAUUCCGCUGCAGAGCCAAAGGGUAGUGAUUGUUUAGAACCAUUCAAACAAAUGUCUGACUGUAUGGCACAAUACCCCAAUGUUUAUGGUAAUAAGGACAAGGAAGAAGAAAUUGCAGCAACAGGUACUGACCUUCCUAAUGGCUCCCAACCCACUGAUGAAGUGACGGCCAAAGCAUAGCAGAGCUCUGGUUAUCAGUUUGUAUGAACCUCAUUUAGGACCACAGCAAUGAGAAUCACUGAGGGAGACUAAUACUGUGACUACAGUAUUAGUGAUGCUCAUUUUAGAUGAAGAAUCAGUGCACUAUAUAUCAGGUGACAGUUGAGUGGCUCUCUCUCUCUUACUUGCUGUCUGUUGUAAAUAUUACUUAAGAAAAUGGUUUUGUUGGGAGAUAAUAUUUUCAAGUUAUCUGUUGAGUGAAUAAUGUGGUUUAGAUGUAAAAAUGUAACAUAAAUAUUUGUUUUCAAUAAGUUGAAUCAAAUCUUUGUUUAAACAAAGAACAAUUGAAGGCUCUGUGAGACCAAUUUUUAACAUAAUAAAUAUGAAAUGGUU
Molecule: messenger RNA, 1238 nt
Organism: Portunus trituberculatus (swimming crab)
Lineage: Eukaryota; Metazoa; Arthropoda; Malacostraca; Decapoda; Portunidae
Product: mitochondrial intermembrane space import and assembly protein 40-like
Exons: 3
Coding region: 471-866 (131 amino acids)
Biological process (GO): protein import into mitochondrial intermembrane space
Cellular component (GO): mitochondrial intermembrane space
Molecular function (GO): protein-disulfide reductase activity
Source: RefSeq, a predicted model, not a curated record